AUGGGAGACUGGUCAAUUUUGGGUCGCUUCCUAGCGGAGGUUCAGAACCACUCCACGGUGAUUGGCAAGAUUUGGCUGACGGUUCUGCUGAUCUUCCGAAUCCUGCUGGUGACGUUGGUGGGAGACGCUGUGUACAGUGAUGAGCAGUCCAAGUUCACCUGUAACACCCUCCAGCCUGGCUGCAAUAACGUCUGCUAUGAUACCUUUGCACCUGUUUCCCACCUACGCUUCUGGGUAUUCCAGAUUGUCCUUGUCUCCACUCCGUCCAUCUUCUAUAUUGUCUACGUUCUCCAUAAAAUCACCAAAGAUGAGAAACUUGAGAGAGAGAGGGCAGAGGCUAGGGUCAAGAACUCACCUGGAGAAUACGUAGAGCAAGGUGACGUUUAUCAGGGAGGAAAACCUUCCUACGGACCGCAGGGUGAGGAGUGGGCUGGCCAUGAGGGGGAAUGUGUGGAGCAGAGUCUUCUGCAGGAUGACUACAGAGAGGUGGGCAAGGACCCUACGGAACUUUCCAGCCAGGUUCUGCUGAUAUACAUCAUCCAUGUGGUUCUUCGAUCCAUCCUAGAGAUAACCUUCCUGGUGGGCCAGUACUACCUGUUUGGCUUCGAGGUGCCACAUCUGUAUCGCUGUGAAACCUAUCCCUGCCCAACACAGACCGACUGCUUUGUCUCGCGUGCUACUGAAAAGACCAUCUUCCUGAAUUUCAUGUUCAGCAUCAGCCUGGGCUGUUUCCUCCUCAACAUUGCGGAGCUGCACUAUUUGGGCUGGGUCUACAUCUUCCGCAUGCUGUGUACUGCAUGCUUCUUGUGCUGCAGGCCCAAAACGGAGCUGUAUUCUCCCCACAAUCCUUUGCUGCUGAGGCUCAGGCACUCCAUGCGAGGCAGGCUGGUCCUGCAGCCCCACACAGCCACUCUGUCCCACAAGAAGACAGCCACCACCUUGCUGUCCCACGCACCAGCCAUUUCUUUUGAGACAGACUCCACAGUAGAGUGCACCUCUAAGAGGAACCCGGAGGAAAAAGAACGCAUGAGACUAAAGCUAGCAAACAUGGCUAGGCUGAGCAGCAAGAAGUCUUGGUUAUGA
Colossoma macropomum (tambaqui) is the source of this 1083-nucleotide messenger RNA. RefSeq names its product gap junction delta-2 protein. NCBI's taxonomy places the organism in Eukaryota, Metazoa, Chordata, Actinopteri, Characiformes, Serrasalmidae. The record is from RefSeq and is a predicted model, not a curated record. Gene Ontology annotation, biological process: cell communication. The coding region runs from base 1 to 1083 and encodes 360 amino acids. The transcript has a single exon. Gene Ontology annotation, cellular component: connexin complex.